AUGAACGGAUGCAAAGCAAACCCAACUGUGGAAGAUUACUAUACGACUCUCGAAUCGCGCUUAGGCUACCGCAUCCUCCUAGGUAAUGCGCGACACUGUGGCUAUUGGGAGCCAGGAACUUUGUGGCCUUUCCCCAUCGGCCGCGCUCAAAGGACUAUGGAAGAGAAACUUCUUGACCGGCUUGGUCUGGCAGAUGGGUCGAGAGUGCUCGACGCAGGAGCUGGAUCUGGUAUCGUUGCUAGCUAUUUAGCGAACCACGGACUACGUGUGGACGCUAUCGAUCUGCUUCCUAGGCACGUUGCAGAUGCUCCUCGUAGGAUCCAUCGAAGCGGUCUACAGGACUUGGUAGAUAUACAUCUCGCCGACUAUCAUCAUAUUCCUGUGGCUCUCUUCCCAGAUCAAUCCUUUGAUGGUGUUUUUACGAUGGAAACUUUUGUACACGCCGACGAGCCUCUUAAAGUACUCAACAACUUUUAUCGACUACUUCGUCCGGGAGGGGUCCUUGUGCUUCACGAGGCAGACUUCUAUUGGGAAUCCCAUACACUACAAGAGAUUCUCCGUCUCUCCCAUUGCGGUAACGCUUUGAGGGAAGGCGAAUACGAGCGACUUCUGUAUACGGCGGGCUUUCGAGACAUUUCUGUCAAGGACUAUACGGCCAACGUCCUGCCGCUAUGGAGACUGUUCGGCAUGCUUAGCAUCAUUCCGUAUGGAUUUGCGCGACUUUUAGGUAUCCAGAAUCGGAUUCCAAACACAAUGGCCGGUGCAGAAAUAUACAGGUAUUGGGGUCAAGGCCGGUAUAUCGCCGUCAAGGCCAUUAGGCCAAUCAGUAAUGAGGGCCAGUGA
This is a messenger RNA of Recurvomyces mirabilis, 843 nucleotides long. RefSeq lists its product as uncharacterized. The transcript has a single exon. Gene Ontology annotation, molecular function: sterol 24-C-methyltransferase activity. NCBI's taxonomy places the organism in Eukaryota, Fungi, Ascomycota, Dothideomycetes, Mycosphaerellales, Teratosphaeriaceae. Gene Ontology annotation, biological process: ergosterol biosynthetic process. The coding region runs from base 1 to 843 and encodes 280 amino acids. The record is from RefSeq and is a predicted model, not a curated record. Gene Ontology annotation, cellular component: endoplasmic reticulum.